Molecule: messenger RNA, 1715 nt
Organism: Poeciliopsis prolifica (blackstripe livebearer)
Lineage: Eukaryota; Metazoa; Chordata; Actinopteri; Cyprinodontiformes; Poeciliidae
Gene: rsph4a
Product: radial spoke head component 4A
Exons: 7
Coding region: 123-1658 (511 amino acids)
Biological process (GO): axoneme assembly; cilium assembly; cilium movement involved in cell motility
Cellular component (GO): axoneme; radial spoke
Source: RefSeq, a predicted model, not a curated record
GAGAAAAAUAAAUGCGUGACGUGGAAGUAGUCGCCCUGGCAACGACUCUGUUUCAGUAACCAUAGAAACAUUUGCGCUUGCAUGUUUGUGAAAAAGUUUUGCUCCAUGUGAAAUUGAGGAAGAUGGAUAAUGUAUUAGGACGUAGAGACGCCGAGGUUUUCAAGGCUUUUCUAAUGAAGGACAGCACGAAGAGCAACCGGAAUCUCUAUGAACAUCUGACACAGUUACUCAUCAAGGUGAUUGACGAGCAUACUGAAAAUGCUGUGGAUGUGGUUGAGGAAAUGAGCCGUGAUAUAAAGCGAGCUUUAUUCAGCGGCAUACAGGGGCCUUUGCGAGAGGUUCCACAAGUUUCAUCUGCUGAGCUGCUGACAGAGCAGCAGCGCAUAUUGUUUUCCCAACCAGAGGAAGUAGUAGCCCAAGAGGAUGAAAUGGGAGAAACGGCCCUUCCUAAUGUGAGUGAGAUUGCUUUCUAUCUGGAGCAAGCUGAAGUGGGUUUAGGCAGAGAGGAGAUGCAAAGGAUUUUUCUUGCUCUUAAGUAUCUUGUUGACUCUGAGGGACUUCCACGAUGCCGGCUGUGGGGGAAAAUUUUGGGAAUAGAGAGUAACUAUAUUGUUGCAGAAGCUGAGUAUAGAGAGGGAGAAGAGGAGCAAGAAAGCAUUGAAGAUCAACCUGCAGAGGAGGAGAAGGAGCCUGAAAAUCCUGAGAAUGAGCAAGUGGAGGCUGAUCCUCUUCCUCAAUCAAUUUAUAAACCCCAACUUGAUGCACCAAAAGAGGCCAUUGGAACAGGUGCCAAUAAAUUUGCUUACUACGUGUGCAAAGAGCCAGGUCUUCCUUGGAUAAAGCUCCCCUCAGUUAGUCCUGCACAGAUCAACACUGCUCGUCAGAUCCGUAAAUUCUUUACUGGAAACCUGGAGAGCCCCGUUGUAAGCUACCCACCAUUCCCUGGGAAUGAGUCUAAUUAUCUGAGAGCACAGAUUGCUCGGAUCUCUGCUGGUACACAGGUUAGCCCUCAGGGUUUCUACCAGGGAGGGGAGGAGGAAGACGACGAGGAAGACGAGAUACCCCGAGACAGCUUUGAAGUGAACCCUGAUUUUGAGGACAUUCCUGUUAGUGAAAUGGCCGAAUCAUUGUCAACAUGGGUCCAUCAUGUCCAACACAUCUUGCAACAGGGCCGCUGUACUUGGGUGAACAUAGCUGUGAAACCAGAUGAAGAGUCUAAUGAGGAUGAGGAAGGUGAAGAGAAUGAAGAAGAGUCUGAAGAGGUGGAGCCAGAGGUCGGACCUGCUUUGCUCACACCUCUAUCCCAAGAUGCAGAAAUGUUUAAUACUUCUCCAUGGAGCUCCAAGGUGUCCACCAUGCUGACUUUUCAGCAUGCUAUCGCUGUGCUGCGUUCUAACCUCUGGCCAGGAGCAUUUGCUUAUGCAUGUGGAAAGAAGUUUGAGAACAUUUAUAUUGGAUGGGGUCUGAAGUAUGUAGGGGAAGUGUACAGCCCACCCAUCCCCCCCCCACCAUUAAUGGAAUAUCAAAAUGGACCAGAAAUCACAGAGGGCCUGGACCCAACCCCAGAGGAAGAGCAAGCUUUGAAAGAAGAUUUAGAAGAGCAGCAAGCUGCCCUGGAGGAGGCAGAGGCAUCAGAAGAAGAUGAAGAUGAAGACUAAUAAAUAUAUCAUCUAAAUAUAUAUUUGAAAUCUAAUUGUGAAGUGAAUAAAAUUAGA